GUCACCUAUCGCUCACCUGCUCCCGCGUUGCCUCCUCAACCACUGAGGAAACCGGCAAACAAACUUCUACGCUUUGUGUUGGACGGUUUAGUAUACAGUCUUGGAUUUCUAAACGGUUCUACUUUAAACAAGCGGCCACAAAUAUCGACAGUCGGGCUGAUGGCAGGUUGAUGCUUCAGGCGCUGUCUCGCCCACGUUUGUCACCUUGAGCAUCCCGUCCGGAAAACAGCACUGUGGAUGUCUUAAAUCAUGAGUGCCCCGGGACCUCGUUCGAGGCAAGCCAAUGGAGUGGCCAGAUCGGACAGCAAGAUCAGUGCCAAGGCCCUCUAUGAACAGAGGAAAAAAUACUCCAACUCCAAUUAUAUCAUGCAUGAGACGUCGCAGUAUCAUGUCGAGCAUCUCUCCACAUUCAUUAUGGACAAGACAGAGUCCAUCGUCACAGUGGAUGAUGCCAUCAAGAAACUGGUCCUUCUGGACUCAAAAGACAAAAUCUGGACCCAGGAGAUGCUCCUGCAGGUCACCGACAAGGCGGUGAGGCUGCUGGACUGCGACACACAGGAAGAGUUGGAGAACUUCCCCCUCCCCACCAUCCACAUGUGUCAGACAGUCCUGAAUCAGACUCGUUACCCCUCCGUGCUGCUGCUGGUGUGUCAGGACAAGGAGCAGCACAAACCUGACAUCCACUUCUUCCACUGUGAUGAAGUGGAGGCUGAGAUGGUUCAUGCAGAUAUUGACAGUGCCAUUGGAGACAACAAGCACGGAAAGAAAAUGAGGCUUCAGACUCUGAAGGUGAACCAGGAGAAAAUGAAGCGUCACAGAGAAACCAUCCUUCCCCCCUCGGCCCCGAAGGGACCCCCACCUGCUGCGAAGGGACGAGUGGCAGCCAUGAACACACAGGAUCGACGAGCCUUGGCACAAAAUGACACAGAGUCACAUGAAAAGCUGGCCCAGCGCAUUGAGAAGGAUGUGCAAAUACUCAACUGUGCCCUGGAUGACAUAGAGAUCUUUGUGGCGCGGCUGCAAAAGGCGGCAGAGGCCUUUUCUCAGCUCAACCACCGCAACAAGAGUAAGAAGAAUAAGAAGAAAGGACCAGCAGAGGGCAUGCUGACCCUGCGAGCCAAGCCCCCCACUGAAGCAGAGUUCAUUGAUAGUCUGCAGAAACUGAAGCUGGCCCUCAACCUCUUGGCCAAACUGAAGAAGCACAUACAGAAUCCCAGCGCGUCGGAGCUGAUUCAUUUCCUCUUCGGCCCUCUGGAGCUGGUGCUGCAGAGCUGUGGGAGUCCUGAACUGGUGCGUACAGUAAUCUCCCCCCACCUUUCCAAAGACACUGUUGACUUCCUGCGAGGACACCUCAGCCCCAAAGAGAUGACCAUCUUUGAGCUGCUGGGUGACGGAUGGACCAAACCCAGAGCGGAGUGGCCCAGGGAUCAGUGCGCUCCUCUUUAUCUCCCAAAGUUUCGUAAUGGCUGGGAGCCACCAGCAGAGAUCUUCAGGGCGGCCUCAUGGGAAACAGAAGGGCCCAUGGGGCCAUUAGGGUCUCCCACCAGCCCCGAUUACAGAAAACACUCAGCUGAGGAUUAUUACGGAACACACUCCUCAAACUCAUCGAAUGGGUCUUAUAAUGGGACUACCCUCACCCGCAAAUAUGCCAAAAUUCGCUACCACUUUGUAGCACGGAAUGCCAACGAGCUGUCAGUGCUGCAGGACGAAAUCCUCGAGGUGAUAGAGGAUGACAAACAGUGGUGGAAACUACGGAAUCGCAGCGGUCAGGCCGGCUACGUCCCGUUUAACAUCCUGGAUGUUGUGAAAAUAGAGGAGCCAGAAGCCAUCUAUAACCAGCAAGGCUACAGGACGUCCCCUCCUGGCACCCUGAGCCAUGGAGACAGCUUCAACAAGGGCAGACCCAAAGACAAAAUGAUGGAUGAGGUCAACAAUGAGUUGUUAAUUAAGAUCACUGCUAACAAGAGCCAGCCGCCCACCAGGAAGUACCGCGUGGAGCGAUCACCCAGCAGCCAAGUACCGCUCACCUAUGACUCAAAUCCAGAGCAGGUGACCGCAUGGCUCAGCUCGAAAGGUUUUUCAAAGCCGACUGUUGAAUGUUUGGGGAUCCUGACCGGAGCUCAGCUGUUUUCCCUCAAUAAAGACGAACUGAAGGCGGUGUGCGGAGACGAAGGCAGCCGUGUCUCCUCUCAGGUCAUGGUGCAGAAAGCAGAGCUGGAGAAGACCAGGGGAGACUCAGAGCUGCAGGAGGUCAUGAAGCAGCGGCAGAGGAGGAUCGACUCCGGCAGCAAAGACUGAACCUGCCGACCGACACGACCCAUCCAGGCGCUUUCACUCUGUGACUGCAGCAGCUUCUACUGUUAGUUUUGACCUACAGUAAAACAUACUUAAAUGUUGUAUGCAUUUUUAAUUGUAUAUUUAUUUUGUAUCACCCAAUGUGUAUGUAUUCCAGUGUUUUCGUAUCUAAUUAUGUUGCUUUUGUUUUCAGUAAAUUUUGUUGUCGUACCCGUAUGAACAGAGGAACAUAUAAAUAUAUGUACAGUUUUGUGUGUGUGUGUGCGUGUGUGAGUGUGUGUGGGAGCACAACAUGCAUGUAACGUACAUACAGUAUUUGUACGAGCAGUGUGGUCAGUGUUUUAAUGCGCAUUGUCAAUAUUGCAGCUGUUUACUGAAUGGCUAAAAUAGAUCGUAGCUGUCGCAUAUCUAAAUCUGUGCCAGAAUGUUUGACACAUUUUCUGAUAUAUAGCCAAUUAUUUUCAUAUUACUGUUUACAGUUAUAAUAAAUAAUUCAUCAUGCUCUGUGUACAUCAAAGCAGCCUCGUCAUCCUGGUCGGUGGCUGCAGAUCAGCAUUAGGUAUUAUUUUAAAUACUGUGGCAAGAGAAACUGUCAAUAAUCCUGCAUGAAGUAAUUGUCAGUGAGAUGCUGUCAUCAAUGUGUUUUUAUGCAGCAUGACAUUUUGCAGAGUAAACUGCAGACACACAGGAAUAAUAAGGAAUAUGUCAGAGUAUGUUAUGAUAUGAAUAUUAGAUUUAGAUGACAUUCAAGAGGGUUGUAAAUAUUAUGGGACACUGUUUAAAAAUAUA
Epinephelus fuscoguttatus (brown-marbled grouper) is the source of this 3084-nucleotide messenger RNA. RefSeq names its product EPS8 like 2 (gene eps8l2). Gene Ontology annotation, molecular function: actin binding. The record is from RefSeq and is a predicted model, not a curated record. Gene Ontology annotation, biological process: Rho protein signal transduction; positive regulation of ruffle assembly; regulation of Rho protein signal transduction. Bases 250 to 2298 code for a protein of 682 amino acids. NCBI's taxonomy places the organism in Eukaryota, Metazoa, Chordata, Actinopteri, Perciformes, Serranidae. Gene Ontology annotation, cellular component: vesicle; ruffle membrane; plasma membrane. The transcript is spliced from 21 exons.